AUGGACAAUCUACACAAGCGUCGCCUGAGCACAGAGGAAUAUCAUAGUGAGCAAGGCUGCGAGUUUCCGCAGUUCCCGCAUGAUUCCACCGCUGAAGAAGAAGAAGAGGAAGAAGAAGAGGAAGAAGAAGGACAAGGAGAAGACAUAGAAGACAUGGUCAACUGUCCCACAAAUACACAGGCGUCCACAGAGCACGAUAUAGUGCCCAAUCACGCCGCUGCCUCCACACCUCGCCUCCCACCCGAAAUCAUACUUGCCGUACUCCAACACGUUCACCCUGCUCAAAUUCUAGAUCUUCGCUUGCUCUCCAGCAACAUCACGAAAGACAUGGAUACACAUUUUCUGUAUCACACGAUUCAGCGUGUUGAGUUAAUUAGCUACCUCAGUCCAAAAGAAGAGCGCCUCUUUAAGUAUACGCAUCUGGCUCCAAAGGAUUAUUGGGACUUCACCUUUGUCGAAGCGACGUUCGAUCGUAUGGAUGACCAACCUGACGGAAAAGCAGCGUGGGAGCCUGAUGGCGCGCAUUUCCGCAUAGACAAGGCUUGGUUUGAUACCUUCAGACGGAUUGGUGGUACGUUUGCGCUGGGAAACGCGUGGGGGGACCAUGUGAGACAGUGCCUCGAUCUUGAAAAUCCGCCACAGGUGUAUGGACAGCUACGUUGGUGCGUCAAGAUAGGACCUGCGGUUCUAGACUUUGGCAUUGAAGACAGAGACGAGCUCGACAUCGAGCUAGUGGAGCGUAAAAACAGCGACGAACCCGGCAACACCCUAUCCAUCCGCGUGAAGAACUGGAAGCGUAUGCUGAUGAACUUCUUCAGGGAAGAGCGAGUCCUCAAGACGGUGAUGGAGCAAACGAAAGACUAUCCAUACACCUACAACCACGUAGAAGACAGUCUGCGCGGCAUGCGACGCAAACUCUUACGCUCGAAAAUAGACGAGGAAGACCGCGAUGACUACGGAUACAUUUGGAUGUUCGACAACAUGACUCCACUCUGGAGCAAUUUUCCACCUUUGCGCGAGUUAUCCGCCAUGGAGGUUGCCGAAAACCACGCCAUUGAGGCGCUCAUGCUGCUCCGAAAAGAAGCAUCCAUAUCCAAACGCGUUCGAUUUUCUCUCAGAAAACUCGUCAAGGAGAGAACUGCCAUGUACGCGGACCUGCAAAAGUUGUGCCAGUUGUUCAACAAGUGGCAGGAAAAGGUGCUCGAUCUAUCGAAUCUGGGUGUUUCAACACACCGGUAUGAGGACUUGGAUCCUAAUCAUAUGACUUGGUCCAAGGACGUUGUAGAUCGCGAGUUGGAGUGCUUGAAGAUAUGGAAGGAGCAAAAGCCUCAGAUUGCGCAGAUGGUGGCAAUUCUGAAUGCGAACAAUGCUAUUGCUACGUUGGAUGAAGCUGCUGUUGACGAUAGCGGUGAUCUCCAAGGAAUUUAG
Molecule: messenger RNA, 1428 nt
Organism: Pyrenophora tritici-repentis Pt-1C-BFP
Lineage: Eukaryota; Fungi; Ascomycota; Dothideomycetes; Pleosporales; Pleosporaceae
Source: RefSeq, a predicted model, not a curated record